This is a messenger RNA of Hordeum vulgare subsp. vulgare (domesticated barley), 623 nucleotides long. Its product is annotated as gibberellin-regulated protein 5-like. The record is from RefSeq and is a predicted model, not a curated record. Lineage: Eukaryota; Viridiplantae; Streptophyta; Magnoliopsida; Poales; Poaceae. The transcript is spliced from 3 exons. The coding region runs from base 165 to 470 and encodes 101 amino acids.
GUCCACCACCCAUCUCCCCCUGACCUCGUGCCCCGCUGCCCUUCUCCCUGCUCUACAUAUACCCAGGACUCCAGGAGAUCCAACCAAAAGAUUUCAAGUCUACAAUUCACAUCUCUCGCUCCUACCUAGGCACGCACGCGCGGAGAAGAGAAGCAGCAGGCGCCAUGGCCAAGAUCUCCUUCCUCCUCCUGGCGCUCCUCGUCCUCGCAGUCGCGUUCCCCGUGGACGUGAUGGGAGGUGGUGGUGGUGGCGGCGGCGGCGGCGGCGGCGGCAAGCUCAAGCCAUGGGAGUGCUCGUCCAAGUGCUCGUCGCGGUGCUCGGGGACGCAGUACAAGAAGGCGUGCCUGACCUACUGCAACAAGUGCUGCGCCACCUGCCUCUGCGUCCCGCCGGGCACCUACGGCAACAAGGGCGCCUGCCCCUGCUACAACAACUGGAAGACCAAGGAGGGAGGCCCCAAGUGCCCCUAGGUUCUAGAUUUUGAUUUUCUUCUUCUGGGGUGCCAGCUUGCGGUUGAUGGUUAUUACUCGUCUAUUAAGACGUUGCUAGAUCUGAAUUAUGCUGUUAAUUUAUGUGCCCGGCUAUGGUGAUGUGAAAUUGAACAUCAAACUUUUGGGAGCUUA